GUUGGGAGGUUUGAAUGGCUCUCGGCGCGCGCGCGCACCAGCUCCACCCCGCGCGAAGGAUGGCGGCGCUCCGGCUGGGCCCGUGACUGCGGGAGGCUCAGGCUGACGCCGCCGCCCUCCCCAGAAGCGGGCCCGGGCCCCGGCCCCGGCUGUCGGCGGCGCGGCGCGGGGGAGGGACUGCGCGAAGCUGUUAUGCAGGACCCUACCCCAGAGAGCGGCGGGAGCGCCCGCCCUGACGAGGAGAGGCGGGAGGAGGCGGUGGCGGUGCCGGCGAGCGGCAGUGCCUCCUGGCUUCAGAGGGUCUUUGAGGAAGCGCGAGGCGAUUCGCAGCUGAGCGUGGCCCCGGCGGAGCCGCCGCCCGUGACGGUAGUGGCGGUGGAGCGGUACCUGGCCGGGGCGCAGCCCGCCGGCGCCGGGCAGUACUGGUACGACGUGACGCUGGCGAGCGGCGCGUACCAGCAGCGCUGCUACCUGGCGCCGCGCCUCAAUGGCCUGGUGCAGCGCGCGCACCUGCACGCCGGUGUGCGCCUGCGCCUCACGCGCUGCUCCUACCGCUACGAGGAGAAGCGCCUCAACUACGGGUUCCCGUGCCUGGAGGAGCUGGAGCUGGCCUGCGGCGCCGAGCCCACCCCCGCCGCCCUGCCCCGCGGCCGCCUGCCGCCCCUUCGCGGCGACAAGAAGCACUACCUGCCGCUGUGGAACAACGAGGAUCCUUACGGAGACGUGUGGGUGGCAGACAAGCCCCAGGCGAAGGUGAACGUCGACGUCUCCAAGCUGAUUUCUCUUGGUCAGCUGGAAAUGACCUGGAGAAGCAGAGUUCACUACCAUCCACUUCUUGUGAGAGUCCUGCACAAAUCUAGACUAAGGUACUACGGGAAACCAGAGAAAAAAAUGGAUAUGCCUUAUCAGGCUUACUUUGAAGUUGCUGAUGGUUCAGGCAUGAUGUCAAUGGUUUUGUGGAACUCAUUGUGUCCUGAAUGGUAUAACAGUAUGAAGGUUGGCACAGUAUUACUUCUUGAGCAGUACGCUGUCAAAACCAGUUACCCAUUUAAAACAAAACCAACCCCAGGGGAUUCACAGAUGAAGAGAUUUGCUACAAUUGAAAUCAGCCUUAAUGUUCGCGAUCCUCCUACUAAAAUAACUAUUAUUCCAGAAGAAAUGGUUAAGCCAGAGUGGGGAUUACCUGAAGUUAAAUAUCGAUUUAUCACAAGGUCAGAACUGGAUGGCUUACCACACAACCAUUCCUGUGAUGUUAUUGGUCUUGUGACGUUCGUAGGAAGGGCUGAACGAACAAGAAAGAAAGAGCAUGGUGAAGACUUCUGGCUCUAUCGUUGGGCACAUGCCAUUGACGGGACCUCAGACCAACCAUUCAUACUGGAAUUAUUUGCAACUUCUCAACCAGAAGUGUUUGAGCAUAUUCACCCAAUGACAUAUUUGGUGUGUACACAGAUGAGAGUGGUACGGGACCUCACUGAGAAUCUUUCCAGCACAGUUUACCUUACAACUUCAAAUGAAAGUCAAAUAUUCAUUACAGGGUGGCACAGGGGCCAGCCAUACACCAAGGAUACCAAAGUAAGAAAUUUCAUACAGUGGACUAAAACACAAAACGAAGUUGAUCAAAUGGAGAAAGCUGUCAUUGGUGGCUAUUAUCCUUUUCCGCGACCUCCAAAUAACUUUUUGAAAUACUGUAAAAACAAUAAAGUUGAAUCUGUUUUGAAAGCUAUAGGUGAAACAGUGAAAGAGAUUGAAGACUUGCAUUACAGAGAGCACAAGCGCAUCGCUGUUCAGGGAAUAAUUAGUGCCAUAAGAUACAUCAGCUGUAGCAAUGUGGCUGAAGAAGCCUUAGGAGUGGAACUUGCUCAGAAGGAUAAUUCUCAGUCCCUUGAAAGUUCUGCUGUGUCCAAAGAAGACUCUGUUCACAAGGAAAAAGGCACCAACCUUCAGAAUAAAGAAGCUAAGUCUUUUCUGGAGUCACAGUACACUCCUGGUGAAAAACAUCAUCACCAAGCUCUGCUGUCCCAAAAGAGUUCAGUCAAGAGAAAGAUGCCACGCAGGUUAAACACAGAUGCACAACAGAGAAGUGCAUCCGUUACUCCUGUAUCAUCUCACCACUAUUUCACACGGUCUGCAAGAAGAAAACUUGGCUUGGAUGAGUUUCAACAUGAAGAUACUGUGCAAGAUAAAAAUAGACAGACUCUGUCAGACAGUUCACAGCACUCCACAGACCAAGAAGGAAUGAGUGAUAUACUUGAAACUGAAGAGGCUGGAAGAGCUUGUGGUUUGUGGCAGAGUGACCUGUGGGCACAAGUGAAAGACAAGUUAAUGAAAUAUUUGCAUCACAGCACAAUUUUCCCAGAAAGCAUACCACGUAAAUUUGAUUAUGUGCACCGAGACUUGCUUAUGCAACAGUACAACCUUCAUGCAGCAGUGCACCAGCCAAAAGAAACCAGAACACAUAAAAAUAUCAGUGACUUUAAAAGUGCUAGUGGCCUUGGGUAUUAUGAAGUGACAGUCCUGGGUAUAAACCAUGACGUAGCAAUAGAUGUUGCAUUUCUUCCACUGUUUUGUCCUGAUGAUCCCCACUUAUUUCAACUAGAAGACAUUCAAAAUGAUACGUUACUGUCUUGUAUGAGUUGCAUCUCUGAAAGUCAGCAGACAGCCAGUAGCAAUGGAAGACUUCCUGGCAUGUUUCCACUUUCAGAUGAAAUUGUAAAAGCAGCGAUGGAUCUAGAUGGCAAACAUGUUGUCUGCAUCCUGGACAUCUGUCACUUGGGUGGUGAUAAGGUGGAAGUCUUUCUAAGCAAAAUCUACAAGACAGUGGAACCCAAUGUGAUGGAUGCAGUGUAAUUUAAUAACUUAUUUUUCAAAUUUAUCUUGCUCAAAAAGAGGGAAAUAAAAUUGCUGUAACUUGAA
Messenger RNA from Pezoporus flaviventris, 2913 nucleotides. It is a transcript of the gene RADX, whose product is annotated as RPA1 related single stranded DNA binding protein, X-linked. Gene Ontology annotation, cellular component: replication fork. The transcript has 15 exons. Lineage: Eukaryota; Metazoa; Chordata; Aves; Psittaciformes; Psittacidae. The record is from RefSeq and is a predicted model, not a curated record. Gene Ontology annotation, molecular function: single-stranded DNA binding. Bases 193 to 2847 code for a protein of 884 amino acids. Gene Ontology annotation, biological process: regulation of DNA repair.